UUCGUUGUCUUCUUCUUGAACUUGGUUCCUCGCUUCCCAUAGAACUCUGAUAAAUUUACUCUUCCCUCCUCCUCUAUAUGAGCCAAGCCAACUCCAUUGCAACUAGGUAAUAAUAAUAUAGAGAAAAUUCGGGUUAUGGCAAAAUUGGUUAGACGAAUCCCUCAAUUGGGUAUAAGAUACCUGAAAUGGAGCUACGUUAUUCUGAAUCAAAACACUCUAAUUACUGAUCAAGUUGAAAGUCCAUUUUUUCAGAUGAAAACAGCACAAAUGAUUCCAUGCCGAAGCUUCAGUGUGACUAACAGAAGAUUCGUCAAGGACGAAACAAUGUCAGAUGAACGACACGCCAACCGUGAUGUUAGAAAUAAUAGGCGCCAAAUUGGGGAGAAUAUUUCGGGAAGGGAUAAGACAAAGUUCUUAAUUGAUACCCUAAUGAAUAUCAACGACAGUAAAGAAGCAGUUUAUGGAGCACUGGACUCAUGGGUAGCUUUGGAACAGAAAUUCCCCAUUGGAGCUCUCAAGAAAGUAAUACUUGUUCUUGAAAAAGAAGCACAAUGGCAUAGAACCAUUCAAGUGAUUAAAUGGAUGCUUAGUAAAGGAGAAGGAACAACUAGGGCUACAUAUGGACAGCUUAUACGAGCUUUAGAUAUGGAUUAUAGGGCAGAAGAGGCUGAUGUUAUUUGGGAGAAGAAGAUAAUUGGGAAUGAUGAUCUUCAUACGGUUUCUUGGCAGUUAUGUCAGCUUAUGAUAGGUGUGUAUUACAGGAACAAUAUGCCUGAGAAAAUUAUAAAGGUUUUUAAUAGAUUGGAAGAUCUUGGACGCGAACCGCCUGUGAAGUCUAUAGUGCAGAGGGUGGCGAAUGCUUAUGAGAUGUUAGGUGAAAUAGAAGAGAAGGAACGGGUAAUGGAGAAAUACAAGGAUUUGUUUAGUGAUGAGACAUGGAAAGGAAGUUUGAAGAAGAAAUCUGGUUCAAAGAAGAAGAAAGUGAAAGGAAAAGAUGAUGAUGAUGAUGAGUUUGUGCCUGGUCCCAGAUAAGUUGAGUCAUGUUUCUUUGACAAUUUGUUGGAGCUUGUUUGAUCACGAUUCAAGGGGUUAUUUGAAGAAAAUCGGGUUAUGGUUUGAAAAUAUUGUUGCAAGAAGGAGUGAAUUAAAUUAGGGAGUCAAUGGUGUUAAAGAAGUUUACAAGAUUGAAGAAAAUCCUCAUUUAUUGAAGGAUUCUUGUGAAUUUGGCAUGAUGGUUCUUAUUUGAUUGAUGUAGCUCAACAAACUUGCAUCAUGGCAAAUGGAAAUGUUAGGGAGUUUUAUUUAAUGAAAAUUUUGUGUAAGUAGAUAAAAGUUUUAAGUAAUAAAUAUCUAUUAAAGUCAAAUGUUUCCUUUUAUGAUCUAAUUGG
Impatiens glandulifera is the source of this 1388-nucleotide messenger RNA. RefSeq names its product pentatricopeptide repeat-containing protein At4g18975, chloroplastic-like. Gene Ontology annotation, molecular function: protein binding. The coding region runs from base 136 to 1032 and encodes 298 amino acids. The transcript is spliced from 2 exons. The record is from RefSeq and is a predicted model, not a curated record. NCBI's taxonomy places the organism in Eukaryota, Viridiplantae, Streptophyta, Magnoliopsida, Ericales, Balsaminaceae.